Messenger RNA from Oreochromis aureus, 2052 nucleotides. It is a transcript of the gene lancl1, whose product is annotated as LanC antibiotic synthetase component C-like 1 (bacterial). Gene Ontology annotation, biological process: carbohydrate metabolic process; peptide modification. Lineage: Eukaryota; Metazoa; Chordata; Actinopteri; Cichliformes; Cichlidae. The transcript has 10 exons. Bases 171 to 1391 code for a protein of 406 amino acids. The record is from RefSeq and is a predicted model, not a curated record. Gene Ontology annotation, cellular component: plasma membrane.
GGUGUCAGUAGUGAGCAAAGCAGUGCGAAUGUACCAUCAGCUAAAAGUGAAGACAAAGAAGAGUAAACACCAACAGUGCAGCGCUAGCAAAGGUACCAAGAUUAUUUUCUGACCCAGAUUAAAAAAAAACUAAAAAAAACCAGCGCAGCAGCAGUAACAAGGCUCUGAAAAUGGACACAAGAGCCUUGAAGAAUCCCUACCCCGACUAUGAUGGGAGCCCCGCAUCCACACAGGCGUUUUUUGACUUUCAGGGAAAGCUCACACCAGAGUUUGCCCAGCGGCUGAGCAGCAAGAUCAGCGAGCUGUUAGGUGUCAUGGAGAAUGGGCUUAGGUCUGCUGAUCCCAGAGACUGCACUGCUUACACAGGCUGGACAGGCAUCGCCCUGCUCUAUCUGCACCUCCACGAUGUGUUCAGGGAGCCCUCGUUCCUUCAGAAAGCACUCGAGCAUGUCACCCAGAGCCUCAAGUGCCUGACCCGGCGCCAUGACGUCACCUUCCUGUGUGGGGAUGCGGGCCCGCUGGCCGUGGCUGCUGUCGUCUACUAUCGCCUUCAGAGAGUGCAGGAGAGCGACGAGUGCGUCAACAGGCUGAUGCAGUAUUACCAGACGGUGGUGAAGGGUUCGGGCGGGCUGCCAGACGAGCUGCUGUAUGGGCGGGUGGGCUACCUCUACUCACUGGUCUUCAUCAACCAGCAGCUUGGAAAAGACAGGAUUCCAGAUGGAUACAUCCAACAGAUCACCCAGGCUGUGCUGGAAUCGGGUGAGCACCUCAGUAGGAAGUUCCGGGUCCAGAACCAGAGCCCCCUGAUGUACGAGUGGUACCAGGAGCAGUAUGUGGGGGCCGCCCACGGCCUGGCUGGCAUCUACUACUUCCUCAUGCAGCCUGGCUUUGUCUUCUCGGAGGAGCUCGUGCACAGGCUGGUGAAACCCAGUGUCGACCACGUCUGCCGUCUUAAGUUCCCCUCGGGAAACUACCCUCCCUGCAUCGGGGACGAUCGAGACCUGCUGGUGCACUGGUGCCACGGAUCUCCGGGGGUCGUGUACAUGCUCCUGCAGGCCUACAAGGCUUUCAGAGUUCCUCAGUACCUGGGCGACGCUCUGCAGUGCGGGGAGGUGGUGUGGUGGUACGGCCUGCUGAAAAAGGGCUACGGCCUGUGCCACGGCGCGGCUGGUAACGCCUACACCUUCUUGGCGUUGUACCGGCAUACGCAGGAUCCGAAGCACCUGUACAGAGCCUGCAUGUUUGCAGACUGGUGUAUGAACUACGGCAAACAUGGAUGUCGGACACCAGACACUCCCUUCUCUCUCUUUGAAGGCAUGGCGGGCACCAUCUACUUCCUGGCUGACCUUCUGCAUCCAAUGAGCGCCCGCUUCCCGGCCUUUGAGGUGUAGAAAGUGUCCGCACGUAGUGCUCCCAGACCCACGCUGGAGAUCAUUGAAUAAGAAGACCCACACCGCUCUGCUCUUUGUCACACAUGGGCACUGCAGUCAUGACGGCUGGCUUUUGAUUCAACAUUCGGACAUUGUGCCAUGUUUUUCCUGCUUUUCCCACGUGGAAACGUCAUGUCUUAUUAACAAGAAAUUUCCUGUAAUGUUUUGGAAACGUGUCAAGGUUGUGAGCUUCCCUAGCAUGCCCCAGCAACUCCUGCUCUGUGAACUAAAAGGAAGGGAACUAAUUUUAAAAUUAAAACGUGGGAAAGCUGACUGUAAUUUUUUUUUUUAGCACUUAGCUGUAUAUAUCUAUCUGCUGUCUGUAAGUUUAAAUGCUUUUGUUUUCUAUUGUUUUACUUGUGGGUGUAGAAAUGUCUGGUGCAAUGCUCCGUUGCAUUGCACCAGACAUAACACAGCUGCCUGGUUUGUCGAUGUUGUGCAGCGGUAAAGAAAAAGCACAGAGGGGCAGCAGAGAGCCACAAAGUUCACUCAGUAGUGACUUCAUUAGCAGUGUAUUUAUAUCUCAUCAGAUAUAUAUCUCAUUUUUCAUUAUCGUUUGGUGUAUGCAAACAAAAUUUGGGUUUAAACUGGCUUUAAGUGAUAAAUAUUGUAUUGCAAUGAG